AUGCGCUUCGUCCGCAACAUCACGGUGCGGUCCACGACGACGCUCCCCGGUGGUGAUGAGGAGUGCGCGGUGUUGCAUGAGGUGUCGGCGCUGCUCUUCUCGUUCCUCCUAGUCUUCAAGAGCCUCUCGAACUACGACCUCGUGGACCUCACCGCCGACAACCGCACCCACUGCUUCCGGCACCUCCAGGUGGGCCUCACCUGCCACGCCGAGUUCAGCAUCGACCCGCUCCGCGUGGCGCCGUUCGCAAAGCUGGCCAACACGUGCAACGCGAUGCUGGGCGUGCGUGGCGCCGGGCUGACCAACAUGGUGUUCCCGCCCACGUGA
Molecule: messenger RNA, 327 nt
Organism: Triticum turgidum subsp. durum (durum wheat)
Lineage: Eukaryota; Viridiplantae; Streptophyta; Magnoliopsida; Poales; Poaceae
Source: the annotation of a GenBank genome assembly